AUGAAAGAAUCACAUACGUCAUCAAAACCCAUUCCAGCUUUACGCAAAUGUCAAUCCGUCCAACAAUAUGAAACCGAUCAAAAUAAGAUAGAAUUACCUCGGUUCAUCCCCUAUCGUGUACUACGUGACAAGAUCAUCUGGCUUGAUCUUUUCGUCGAUGAACGUAACUUCACUUUUGCUAAAAAGAUGAUUGAAGCUAAUCGAUUAUAUAUUUUCUCUACGGCUACUGAUUGUAUUGAUUUCCUUGAAUUAUUUUCUCGACAACUUGGAGGUUCGAUAUCAAUGCAAGAUACUUAUUCAACAAUCAUCUCGGGUCUCUAUGCGACAGAUGUAAAAGUAAUCAAUCAAUUAUUAAAAUAUUACUGUAUUGAUCAGAUUUGCUUGAUUGUCAACGAAUAUUACUAUGAAAAUCUUCCUGAUCAAUUUCAUCUGAAACAAAAAGUCAAUGUGAUCUAUAAUGAGAAUCCUGAUAUGGUCAUGCAUCAUUUAUGUGAUGCCUAUUCAGAUUUUCAAACAUUCACUGAAUAUAACAGUAAACUACAUGGCAUAGAAAAUGAUUCAUCCAAUAUUCUAUCAAACAACCUACUACCAGAAAGUGUCAGUCAUAAGAUUGGUUGUUCUUAUCGUCGAAAUAUUCAUCGCAAUAGUCUAUUUACAUAUCCGAUUGAAAAUGCGAAAAAUAACCGUUCAACUUCGUUUAGAGAACCAGACAAAAAUUCUUCCAACAAUGACAAUCGUUCUUCUCUAGCAAGAGUAACCUCUUCCGAGAUGCCUGAACUACAAGAAAAGCAACUUCUUGAAAAUGCAAAUGAUACAUCAUCCCCUCUUCAUCUUGCACAGAACCAGAAUACUAGAUUAUCAACUACAACAAGCUCAUUUCCAUCGUCCAAUGACUCAUCAUCAUGUCAUCGACGAGUGUCACAUUUAAUUGAGUCCCAACUUUCAUCAUCUUUGCAACAUCCGAAUGAUAUGAGUGCCCUUAAAAAACUUCAAGAGAUCAACGACGUAAGUUCGAUAUUUUCCCUUCAAUAUUUAGCACAUUAG
Rotaria sp. Silwood2 is the source of this 1044-nucleotide messenger RNA. The record is from the annotation of a GenBank genome assembly. Lineage: Eukaryota; Metazoa; Rotifera; Eurotatoria; Philodinida; Philodinidae.